GCAAACAUUGAUCAACACUUAACAGAAACCACUGCUGUCAGAACAGUCAUCCAGGACUGCAGAACCAGUCAAACAAACAGCCAACCAGUCUAUAAUCCUCUAACGUGAAACACGAAAACAAAACCUGGAUCUGUCAUCAUCACAACUGCCAGCUAGCCGUUUUUAUGUAUUACCAUGGCAACGAGGUACAACGGAAGUUUCCCUCCGUCGAGCUUCAGCUUGUACCGUUAAUAUCCUCUAGAAAACGAAUAUACCUCCUAGUGAAGUUAAUCAGGACAAUGUUAGAUAGUUUGUGCAGGUGGCUGAACGACGAGCUUAGGCUCUCCCAAACUGUAGAGCCCAGAAACUUUGCUAAGUAUUUCUCCGAUGGGUACCUGUUUGGAGAGAUUCUUCAUAAAUAUCAGAUGCAGGAGGAUUUUAACAUGUUUUUGAAAAAGGGCACCUCCAUCGCCAAAGUCAAUAACUUCUCACGACUUCGUCCAAGUUUGAAGCUACUGGGGGUCUCCUAUAAUAUCAACAUAGCUCAAGACGUGAUGAAGGAGAAACUGGAUGUUGUCACCAACCUUCUUUACCAGCUCUAUGUGGCGUUUAAAGAGAAGAAGAGUCCAGGAGGCGGCCGAGCAGCGAUGCAGCCCAUAGCCAGGGUUCAGCUGCACAAAGAAGGGCAUGAAUCAUCCUCCAUUGUAAGAACACUCAAUAGAUGUCGCCUUCCUCCGCUGGUCAAACCCAGUGCAGAUCAGAAUCUUCCAAAAAUUGCUCAGCACUGUACAGAUCAAGGCCGACAAGUGAAGCAAAAGAAGCAAAUUAAAAUCCCAGAAUUAAAAACGAUGGAAAAGGUUAGAAAGAUGUCACAGGUCUGUCAUCAGAGGCACGAUGACUCCACUGAAGACCCUACAGAGCUGCUAAUGAAAUCUUCCUUCAGUUUAAAUCUCAGCAGAAAGGACAAGAAGCAGCAGCUCAAAGAAAUGGAAACACAGAUGGUCCAGGCAGAAAUUGCUAAAUUUGAGGAGAAACAGCGUAAGCCUGUUACUUCUGGUUUUGCUUCCUUGCCAAGCGAUCAACCCACUCAUGUAGAUACCUCUCUUUGGGCCAUCAAACAUGGCAGUGGAGUCUCUGAAAGUAACAAUGAACUGAUGUUACAAUCCAAUAAAGAGUAUAUACAGAGGAUCCGCCAGCGAAUGAAGGAAGAUGCUGUGACUCAAAAGGAGAGACAAAAAAGAGUAGACCGAUUUCUGGUGGAGCAGGGGAAAGCUCUCCAAGCUCAGCUGGAGGAACAAUUCGACGAGCAACUGGUACGGUGUAUGACACGUCAGUCGCAGCGAGAGAAGUGUUUGGUGAAAUACCUGAUGCAGAUACGUAGGGAAAAGGAGGUGAUUAUUGAGAAUCGCCGUUUCAGAGACCAGCAGUACCACCAGCAAAGAGAAAGAGACUUUCAAGAAGCUCUGGUCAGGAAGGCGGUUCUGGCCCAGUGUGCUAAAUUGGCUCGAGAAGAAGAAAUCCAAAAGGAGCUGGAAUUAUGUAAGAGGAUGGGUGCAGAGCGUGUUGAGAGCAGACACAAAGAGCAUUUUGCCAUCUGCUUGAAUGUUUUGGGAGAGAUGGUGGACUUAGCAACCACAGUUGGAGAAUAUCGCGUCUUCACAGGGAAUGUCCCUACGGAUAAGAAGAAUAAAGAGUGGAAGGAAUUGUUCCUUAGAGGUAUUCCUUUUUAUGAGCCAAAAAACCCCUCUCAACCAGAACCUGGAUUCUCUGUUUCAUUAGACUCUUUACAGCUUAAGAAACUGGAGGUACUCAACAACCUGGAUUAUGAGGAAUACAUUAAUAUGGUCGGCGAAUGGUUGUGGCCAAAAGAUGGACAUGGCCCCAAAUUACCUCCAGGCCCCAACAACACUCUGGCCCAUGUUGUCCAUCAACUUCAAACACUUGCUCAUCCUCCCAUUGUGGAAUCGUCAGCAUCCUCAUUUCCUCGAUUCCGUAUCAAAGCCUGCGUCCUGGGAAAGUUUUGCUCAGGCAAAACCACCUGUCUGGCCAAGAUUGCUGAAGCACUUGGCGUCAGAGUGUUAUCAACUAACACACUGAUUGAAGAAGCUCUGAAGCCUUUUAAAGAUGGAGAAGAGGUCACAAAUCAACAGGACGAGACGAGUGAUGAGCAGCUGUAUAUAUCCUCCACAUCAGAUGUUAACAGACAAGAAGAAAAAGGAGAACGUAUUUACACACUGCCCUCGCAUGCAGUGCUAGGAGCAGCAGAUCUGAAGGAGAUGAGGAAAGGAAACGCUGUUCCAAAUGAGUUGAUUGUGAAGAUUUUAGUCAAAGCAAUCAGUCAAGUUCCAGCUCAGUCAGGUUGGAUCCUGGAUGGCUUUCCAAAUAAUGUAACUCAGGCUCGUAUGCUGGAGAAAGCUUUGGGAGGGACCGUGGAUGAAGAAGAGGACUUUGUAAACAACACAGCAGAACCUGAUGCCUUUCCAUACUUAUCUAAACCUCCACCAGCUCCAACUUCACCUGUUCUUGACCUGGCUCUCUUGCUGGAUAUACCUGAUGAGUGUGUGGUUAGACGGGCACACAGCCAUGGGGAUCCAGAUGCUGCCGCAGCCUCCCAACAGGAAGAGGACGUCAUGUAUCGUGCACAGAUUCCUCACAGGAUUGCAGCUUUCUCAGAUGCCUGGCCAGAACUGGAGGCAUGGUUCGGCGAUGAGCAAAACAUUUUAAUUCGUCUCAACGCUGAUGUGGAGGAGGAGGAGCUUUACAGAUCAGUGGAGUCUGUUUUGCAGCAAAUUAUUGAAAGACAAGAUGAAGAGCAUCCUGCCAACCUGUCCCCUUCCUCUGUGUCCAAUGCUGCGUCUGAUGAGGGAAACAUGGUCCGACCUGAAUCAGGCUCAGAGAGUCCACUCUACGUAAAUGAACCACUGCCUCUAGAUGUAGCAGUUAAGCUGUAUUCAGACUGGGACAAAGGCUGUCAGUCUUAUGCAAACAACAUAAAGCAAGUGAUGCAGAGGCUGCGUCUACAGCUCUCUCUGAUUGAUCAUCACCUUUUCGCCAUCAGAAAAAGAUUCAACCAUUUCCUGGGUCGCCCCGACUUAAGGCAGAUGUUAAUUCUACAAUGGCAGAAGGACUUCAACAGCAUACCAGACGAUAUGAGAGAAGAUGAGGAGACCAAAGAAGAGCUUCAUUUGAGGAUGGAUAAAUUGCAGGAAUGUCUGUUGGAUUUAAUUGGCAAACGUAGAGAAGAAGAUGAGCAAGAGAAGAAGGCUGUCAUGUGUCCUCAAGGGGUGGAGAUGCAGGUCACUUGUCUGGUCAACAACCACUCUAUGAUAAUACAGGAAGAGCUAAGCCGUUUCCAUAAAACACUCUGCACCCUUAAGGUCUACUAUGGGAGCAUGCAAAGACAAGAACCGCUGACUCUAGUCCCCAAAUUCAACAAAAUCUCUCUGCUGAAAAUACCUAAAUAUCAGAAAGCCAAGUGCCCUAAAUCAAAAAAUGAAGCCUCUAUGAUGGAAGACCAGUUUCCAUCAAAACUCAUAAAGUCUUUCCAGAUGAAAUUUUACAAUGACCACAUGCAGGCUUUACAGGCCAUCAGCCAAAUGGUGUCGGCAGCAGAGACAGAGAAAAAGGAGAAACCUUCAAGUGCAGUAAAGCCUAAAAAGAAAAAGCGUCCACCAAAAAAGCAAACAGAGGAUAAGUUAAAGGAGCCUCCAGAAACUACAGAAAACACUCAUGAACAAGAAAUGAGAGAGAAAAUACGUAAGGAAUACAAAACUGCUCAGACUCAUGAGGAAAAAUCAGUCAAGGUUCGCCUUGAGCUUGUGAAAGCCCACGGACUGAUGAUGAUCGACUCCCUGUUGAGUAAACUGCAAGAGACCUUCAGCAUAAUGGAGAAGGGGCUUCAAGACCGCUACCUAUCAGAGAGGAAGUGCAUGGAUCAGCUAUCAGAACUGGUCCGUUACCACAUAGAGGCUGGUGCUAAGCUGCAGUAUGAGCUGGUGUUGGAGGACCGUGAGUUAUAUCUGAAUGGAGAUUAUAAGUUGUAUCCGGAUCCACCUCCCCCCCCCCAUCCUGCUCCUGUGGAGAAACCAAAUCGGUUGAUUGUGACAGUGACUCAGUUGGAAUCGCUCCACUAUCACCUGUCCCACAUUGCUCCAUCAGGCCUCAUGUCCAGUUUUGAUUUCAUUGCUUUUCUUGAAGAUCUGGUUUAUAACAGCCUACGCAGAAACAGGGUUCCUGAAGCCUGGACAGAUAUGAAUCAAACUCAGCUCUCAGAGAUGGUGGCUUUGCUAACUGAUGAAUACGAGCUGAUAGACUGGCGCCGCUUUCUGCUCAGUGCUGCUCUCCCCUGGCCACUUCCCUCUCUUACACAGCUGCUGGAUUUGUUGCACAAAUUCAAGGAAGCAGAUGCUGAUAACACAGGAUAUAUAAACGAGGGCCAGUAUCUACAGGCAGAGUUGUGGUUUUCCAGUGAGAGUGACCAGGAUGUUCCUCAGGACCCGUCCGAGCCUUUACCCUACAACCGUCUAGCAGACCUGCGUAAGUUCUUCUUCCAGCUGUUUGCAGACCCUUCCUCCUCUCCUCCACGGCUGAAUUAUGUGUCCAUGCUCAAGUACUUUGCAGCCGACCCUGACCCCAGAAAGGGGUUCAUCAGAGCCCUUAGUGUCGUGUUGGGACAACAUAUCCAGCAGCCUUCAAAGAGCUUCCUCAUAAAGCCCCUACCUAGCACAGAUGAAACCCCAGAGCUCCCAUCCUUCACGUUUACUGAGGACUACAAAGAAGAGGAAGCUCUGCUGUCAUCCAGCAGCUUUUUUAAAGACCAGGAAGUUCCCAUUUCUGUUUUCCUCGAUGUCACCUGCCACAAAGUCACCAAGAUGGAGGGCAGCACCCCACUUCCUCCAGGGUGCUUGAGUCAGGAAGAACAUAAACUGAAUCUGGAGAAAGCGUUCAGUGAACUGGGAUAUCAGCCUGAUGAACCAGUCCCCUUCUCCAUUAUUUCUCAGCAUCCUUACAUCGACACAAUGAUCGAGACUUCAACACACUUCCAGCUUGUUAACCUCCUGAAUGCUGCUGGGCCUUCAGGGUGAAAAGCAUUUGUCACACUUGAAGCUUUUCAUUAAGAAACAAGCUAGUUUUCUCUACUAGUAUUUACUCAUUCAAAAGUGGAAGAGUUAAACUAUUUGUGUUAACGGUAUAUAAAAGUGUUAACAGAAAUCCACAUGUUCGAUUCAAACUUCAUUCUUUCUUUUUUUUACAUUUUUGACUACACUGGAAACAUAUUUCCCUGUUUUUGUUUGUUUAAGAUAAAGCCAGAUGGUGUGUAAGCAAAUGUUCAGUGCUCUGUUUUAGCUCAAAUAUCCUUCCUGGUGUUUUGGGUAGUUGCCAUGUUUUAAAGUGCCUCACAUUGGAUUUAAUGUUUUAUUCUGGUUUAUCAAAUUAAUAUACCUUCUUGUAGUGUUGUCCUCUUUUAAGGAGUUAACAUUUGCAUGUC
Cyprinodon tularosa is the source of this 5467-nucleotide messenger RNA. RefSeq names its product sperm flagellar 2 (gene spef2). Gene Ontology annotation, molecular function: protein binding. The transcript is spliced from 37 exons. Gene Ontology annotation, cellular component: manchette; sperm midpiece. Gene Ontology annotation, biological process: sperm axoneme assembly. The record is from RefSeq and is a predicted model, not a curated record. The coding region runs from base 165 to 5063 and encodes 1632 amino acids. Lineage: Eukaryota; Metazoa; Chordata; Actinopteri; Cyprinodontiformes; Cyprinodontidae.